Owenia fusiformis is the source of this 1048-nucleotide messenger RNA. The record is from the annotation of a GenBank genome assembly. Lineage: Eukaryota; Metazoa; Annelida; Polychaeta; Sabellida; Oweniidae.
ACUCUUGGUGUCAACGAGUAUGCUGACAUGACCGGUGAUGAGUUCAAACAAUUCUUCCUCGGGUACAAGAUGCCCAAAGGUCCCAGGAACAGUACUGCCACCUAUAUGUGCCCAAACAAUGUCAACAUUCCUGACACAUGGGACUGGAGAACAAAGGGAUAUGUCACGCCUGUCAAGAAUCAGCUUCAAUGCGGAUCUUGCUGGGCUUUCUCAACCACUGGCUCUCUUGAGGGACAACAUUUUAAGAAAACAGGCAAACUUGUCUCACUCUCAGAACAGAACUUGGUCGACUGCUCUACAAAAGAAGGUAACCAUGGCUGCCAAGGAGGCCUCAUGGACUAUGGCUUCACAUACAUUAAACAAAACGGAGGCAUUGAUACUGAGGCCAGCUACCCUUAUAAAGCAGUGGAUGGUAAAUGUGCCUUCAAUGCUGCCAAUGUUGGAGCUACCGACACAGGAUUUGUUGAUGUUAAGUCAGGAGAUGAGGGAGAUCUUUUGAAUGCAGUCGCAACUGUUGGACCAAUCGCUGUAGCUAUUGAUGCAAGUCACUCCAGCUUCCAGCUAUACAAAUCUGGGGUGUAUCACAACUUCUUCUGUAGCUCCAAAAGGUUGGACCAUGGAGUUUUGGCAGUUGGCUAUGGCAGCGAGAGUGGCAUCUUUGAAAAACACGACUACUGGCUUGUGAAGAACAGCUGGGGAAGUUCAUGGGGAAUGGAUGGCUACAUCAAGAUGUCCCGUAACAGAAAUAACAACUGUGGCAUAGCAACACAAGCCAGCUACCCCCUUGUAUAACUGCGCCCCACCAGAGCCUUAACCAGGAUUUUAAACUACAGAGGCUGCAUAAUUAGAAUUAAAGUCAGAGAGACUAUUCUAUCAAUGGAGUAUUUCGAUAUGAUUGAUUUUAUCCCUUUUGACAACAUAAGCAGGACAUUCAUAGAAUACGUGGUAUUAUGAGAUUGAUAUUAUAUUCGAACUUCUUUCUUUUCAAUUUGUUUGUACAUCUUGUUAUCAUGUCUCGUUUUAGUUUACAAAUAGAUAUUAGUGAAUU